CUGCCUGGAUACCAAGAUAAUAUUGGUGACUGGACGUUGAGGCGGAGGGAGGGCGAGGAGCAGCUGGACCUGCUUGCCGCAGACCGGGACCGGACACAUCGCGCCCAGGUACGCAAGGCAGGCAGAAAGGUGUUCACCUUCAAGCCGUCUUACAAGCAAGUCUGUUUGAGGAGAAACGCCACCGUGGCUGAGGCUGGCGGAAGCUCCCGGCCGUGGUUUGUGCAUGGUGUGCAGAUUGUUGCAAAGGGCAAGCGCGUGAAAAUCACAUGGAGAAUACAGCGCAGAUGGAUGUCUGAAUGGGAUCAGUAUAAUCUCGGCUGGAGAUGUGAGAUUGGUGGCAGCACCCGAAGCAGUGGCUCCGGUGAAGUGAUCAAUCACAUCAGCCUAGAGUAUGACUUCAUAAAGGCAUUCGUGUCGCCUUUGUAUCCAUACCUAAGAGAUGCUCAAAAACAUUUCUAUCACGACAAGAGCCCGUCAAACGACGAGGUCCGGCGCUGGCUAGGAGAUAUAAACGACAUCAGGCGGCGCGAUAUCUUCAUCAACUGCUUCAUUCGCCGUCUA
Molecule: messenger RNA, 561 nt
Organism: Clonostachys byssicola
Lineage: Eukaryota; Fungi; Ascomycota; Sordariomycetes; Hypocreales; Bionectriaceae
Source: the annotation of a GenBank genome assembly